AUGAGGCUUCCACCACCGCUUAUCGUUGGGCAUUUGGAGGAGUCUGGAAGGGAAUGGAAAUUCAAGGUGGGCUCCCAUUACUCACUAUUCAAAGCUAAAACACGCCCAACUGAUGCUGCUUCUAGGAUUAGAUGUCUCGAAGCCUUGGCCCAAGGUUUGUCUAUCUCAUCGGACAAACUAAGUCAAAGCUCCACAAGUGAGAUCAGAACUAUACGAGAUUCGGACCUUACAGCCCUGGACUCGUCUAUCGUCGACUGGAUCCGGGGCCAACAGACUCUACUUGGCUACUUUGCAGAUAGACGUAUGAAGUACGAAGAAGCAUGUCUCGGAAUCGAGGAGUUGUGCCAAAAUCCUGGGCUUUCCGAAAAAGACCGAUUCUUGAACACUUGCAUCAAAAUCAAUCUCCUUGCAGCCAACCUCACCUGGGGCAAGAUUAUGCAUGAUAUAUCGAGCAUGCUGCUGUGGGUCGCAGGACGAGAAAAUGAGUCCACAGAUGCCGAAAUUGAACGACAAGCGUGGACACUGUUGUUGCAGCGUAAGUAUAAAACCUUUUGCCGAUCUCAUGAAUGGCAAAGGCUCAAUUUGGAGGUAGCAUUCACAAAGCCCUUGCCUCCUCGAUCAAAUUCAGAACUUGUUAUGGAGAGAAUUACCUCCUUUCUCGCAAUGUCAGACAAAGACUGGCUCAAGUUGGUCGAUCCCGUUCAGCACAUCGUUGAUGAUCGAAUGCCUUCUACUAUUCCCAUGAUCGAGCCGAACCGACUCCAACGAGCAAUCUCUUUGGUUCAUUCGCUCACGGGCACGAAGAAGGAAGACCACCAUCAUGCCACUCCAGCGACAUGUGGAACAGAAAGUGGAACUGGUAUAGAUUGUCCAAUCUGCUCGAUGGAUCUGUACGAGAGUGUCCCAGACGAUUUCUACAAGCUCGAAAAGGUAGAAAUGCCUGCAGAACACUCAGCUCCAGCAAGCACUGGACUGCGAGACUCAGUUGUAAACUUUAUACAAACAGUGGCUAUCAAUCUCUGGGUUUCGACCCCCACCACUACGACAAAAGCCCCUUCCACAACCCCUGGUUUCCCCAGAUAUGUUCCGACCUGUGAAGACACUUGCAAAGAGACUGCAGGCGACUGGUGGGUUCUGAGCAACACGACUGUUGCCAUUCCUCCUCGACCAGUGUUCUGCCCAACAUGCAGAAAGGGUUUUCACGUUACAUGCCUCUGGGAGUGGCUGCGCGGGCGACGAGCAAGAUCUCGCUCCUGUCCCUUUUGCCAAACAAAUCUGGAUCGCGCAUUUGUACAGGGUACUCUUCUACCGGCACUCCAGGCUGAACGACACCGAAAGCGAAACGAGCAAAGCACAAUCAAACACGCAGAAUCGAAGGUGCAACUCAAGAACGAGUGA
Exophiala bonariae is the source of this 1398-nucleotide messenger RNA. RefSeq lists its product as uncharacterized. The coding region runs from base 1 to 1398 and encodes 465 amino acids. The record is from RefSeq and is a predicted model, not a curated record. The transcript has a single exon. NCBI's taxonomy places the organism in Eukaryota, Fungi, Ascomycota, Eurotiomycetes, Chaetothyriales, Herpotrichiellaceae.